AUGCCAGCUGCCACUUUAUCGAAGCCGAUCAAAGCUAUUCGCGGAGUGCGGCUUCCCGACCACCCUCCUGGUACGGUCUGGGACCUCACCAUAGAGGGCGAGGAAGACUCGACAGAGAGGAAGAUCACUUCGAUAUCACCACACGACGAAGGCUCUUCUCAAGAUCCAGAACUGUAUCCGCUUCUACUGCCGGCGCUGACGCACCCGCACAUCCAUCUGGACAAGGCGUUCAUCCACAACGUGCAGGAGAAUAGCCAUCUACUUCCACGCACUGGGUCCUUCCAGGAAGCCCUGUCCCUCACAGCGCAGGCAAAAGAGCAAAUCACCUGGCCUGACGUCUUGGAACGAGGGAAAUGGCUAUUCGCCGAAUCGGUGGCGGCCGGGGUGACCGCCAUGAGAGCCUUCGUGGAGGUCGAUCAUACCGUCGGGCCCAUGUGUAUGUUGGCGGGGAGAGAUCUGGUAACCGAGUGGGAAAAUUCAUGCUCGGUCCAACUGAUUGCAUUCGCCCAAGAUCCAAUUUUCUCCGGGGAGCAUGGGGAAGAAAACAGAGAGCUCAUGGAGAAAUACAUUACUGCUCCGUCGAUACAGGGGGUGGGCACGACACCCUACGUCGAGUCGAGCGUCGAGGCGGCCAAGGAGAAUAUUGACUGGGCGAUCAAACGAGCCUGGGAGUUGAAGAAGCACGUCGACUUUCACCUGGACUAUAAUCUCGACCAGGGCACGGAUGCGUUGGUGUGGCACGUUCUCGACAGAUUGAAGGCCAAAGACUGGACGGCACAGUCCAGCGACAAGAGAGUCAUGUUGGGCCAUUGUACCCGAUUGACACUGUUUACUAGAGACGAAUGGGAUCGGCUUGCUCGUGAGAUCAAGGAAAAUGACCUGCCUGUUUCCUUCGUGGGCUUGCCGACCAGCGAUCUAUACAUGGCUGCUCCUCCCACACCGAAGAGUGGAGACAACAGCAUCAUGAGCAGGCCGCAGCAUGAGCGACCGAGGGGGACUCUACAAGUUCCACAGAUGAUCCGAGACCACGGCCUCGACGCGGUCGUGGGUGUCAACAAUGUUGGCAACGCUUUCACUCCGUGGGGGUCGGUGGAUCCGCUCUCACUGGCCUGCUUCGGUGUGGGCGUCUACCAGGCAGGUGCCAAACCUGAUGCCGAAUUGCUCUAUGAAUGUGUUUCGACCCGUGCGCGCGCUGCGAUAGGCCUCGAUGCUCACUGUACAGGGCGAUUGGCCCUCAAGGAGGGGGACUCUGCGAAUUUUAUACUGGUGUACAGCAUCAAUGAGACUGGGUGCGAGGUACAGCGACCGAGGAGAGGGGUGGCGGAGACGGUCUGGGACCCCCCCAGCGUUCUGAGUAGAGAUGUUGUCUCAGGCGGCAGGCUAAUCGAAAAGCCCAUAGCUGAGCUGAGAGCUGCCUCUAGCCCGGCAACCACCUUCAUCUAUGAAGACUAG
Molecule: messenger RNA, 1452 nt
Organism: Penicilliopsis zonata CBS 506.65
Lineage: Eukaryota; Fungi; Ascomycota; Eurotiomycetes; Eurotiales; Aspergillaceae
Exons: 1
Coding region: 1-1452 (483 amino acids)
Molecular function (GO): hydrolase activity, acting on carbon-nitrogen (but not peptide) bonds, in cyclic amidines
Source: RefSeq, a predicted model, not a curated record